This is a messenger RNA of Diutina rugosa, 3690 nucleotides long. Its product is annotated as DEAD/DEAH box helicase family protein. The transcript has a single exon. Gene Ontology annotation, molecular function: nucleic acid binding; ATP binding. NCBI's taxonomy places the organism in Eukaryota, Fungi, Ascomycota, Pichiomycetes, Serinales, Debaryomycetaceae. Bases 1 to 3690 code for a protein of 1229 amino acids. The record is from RefSeq and is a predicted model, not a curated record. Gene Ontology annotation, cellular component: nucleus; chromosome.
AUGACCUCGUCUGGCCCUGAGGAGACACCGACGUGGACUCGGCCGGUGGGAGAACUCCCCACUCCCGGGACUACCCAAACCAACGACUGUGCCGGGCAAUUUGUGGUCCCCACCGCGGAAGUGUUCAGUGGGGAUGGACUCGAGGAAAUCCGGACUGUCCACUCUUUGGGCAACGACCUCGAUGCCUACACCGAGUCGCCCGAUGGAGACGUUGGUGUCCCAUUCAACCCUUGCGACUGGACAAAGGAACACCCCGACUUUACCGUUCACAGGCACCAUGAGACGGGAAUCAAUGUUUGCGGCCAUGACCACAGCCCAAAGAUUGUGCCUCGGAGGAACGUCGAGGAUCACUUGAAAAAGUUCCACCCUUUGCCGAAGAAUGCAGCGUCCAAAGCCGCCGCAAAGGAAAAGCGGGCCCAGUUGAAGAAGCUCCUCCUCUCUAGCAAGGUAGACGAGAUCCCCCGUUUCGUCGACUACAAGUUCCCCCUCAUGCCCGUGAGCAACGAGACGUAUUGUGCUGAUUGCAAAAAGGUGUACAAGGAAAAGCGGCUGCACAAGGCGGGCCCUCUUUGUGAAGACGGCCACCAGUUCCCCGUCAUAUGCAACACGUACGGCAACGACAAGGUGGUGAUUGGCCCUGAGCCGAAAGUGUCCGCCGAUGAGGAUCUCGAUCGGAUUCUCGAUGCGUCGUAUAAACACACGCUCGAACUUCCUGUGAUUGCGUUGGAGAACGAUCUGGUGGAAACGGCCGAGAUUGCCAAGGCGUUCGGGUGGACCUACAAGUUGCGAGGGAAAACGCUGGCAGACGUCGCCCAUCUCCUCGCCGAUGCUAGCAACGACGAGCGAGAGUUGUGGGAGUUUGAAGUUCGGUUGAGCAAGAUCAUGACCACUGCCCACGAUCUAGUGACGCCGCUCGUCGCCAUGGUCGACAGCGUUGCCGGCAUGAAGGACUUUCGAAAGAGUCGGUUGUUUUCCACCUUCAAGGACUACUUGGGAUUGUUGAAGAUGGUGAUGCGGUAUACGUUGCGGACGUGGCAAUUGGACGAGACGGAGCGGAAGUACAGCUUGAGUGUGGAGUUGCAUCGCGCAUUGGGUGGGUUGCGGUUGGGUGGGUUGACGGACAUCGAGAGGUACAAGGCAACAAAGACAUUGGACGCCGUCGACAGUGAGGUGCUCGAAGUCAUGUGGCUAUUGACGAUUGAACCUGUGGGGAAGACGUACAGCACGCAUCCGUGGGUGAUGGCCAUUGGCUCGAAGAUGCUCAACCUGCGGGGCGGUUUCAACAUGGACGACACGUACCACCGCUACUUUACCGCCAUGCAAAAGAUGGGACGCUACAUCUAUGUCAGGAAAGCAUGGCACCACGAUCCAAGCUGCCCCCAGAAAUGGCUCCAUGCACAGGAAGUUUUGCGCCGCAAUUGCCCCCACGACAUUGUCAACACCUUUACCAAGAUGGAAGGGCUUCGUGCCAAAAGGAGUGGGCGGUACUUGCCACUCGGUCCGAUGCAGUGGUACCCCGAGUACAACCAGGUAAAGUACCGGGGCAAGUUCAUUGACUUUACCACUUUUGGUGACGCCCUCAAGAGAAUGGUCCAUGAUGCCAAAGAGUUGAUGUGUUUGCAGUGGGGGGUUGACGACUUUGACCAAAUUCCUGGGUUUGACUUUCACGCCACCGAGGACCAGUUUUUCCCCAACCACGGCGACUGGCUAGCACGAGACACCAUGAGGCAGGACCGCAUCCUUGCCCGGAAGAUCCUUCUCAAGAGUGGGAAGAUGAGGUUGGAAGAUGGCAAAGUGGAUUGGGUGCAAGGCGAACGUGAGUUGUGGGAAAGACGGCAAGGCAAGCUUUCGGAGUUGAUGGCAAUGAUGUACUAUUUUAGCGGGUCGGGGGUGGCCCGGGCACCCGAGUUUAAGGUGGUGCGGUGGCGGAACAACGGCCAGGGCACAAAAUGCAGCACGAACUUUUACAUGUAUCGCGGGCAAAUGUUCGUGCACACGUUCAACCAAAAGUCCGAACGGUUCCGCGCCACCGGGGUGAUACGGUUCUUGCCUGAGGAUGUCAGCCAGAUCUACAUGAAGGCGUUUCGCUUUGCGUUCCCGAUAAUGGGGGACUUUGACGACGACACGGAGAGGAAGCGGUUCCAACCCAACGACUUUCACUUUAACGCGUUUCCCAACUACAAGGACUGGAUCAACUCGGUGAUCCACCUCGCUUUCAACAGGUAUCUUGGAGUCAAGGGCGGUCUCAAAGACCUCCGCCAUAUUGUGAGUGCGUUGUUUACCAUGCACGGGAUGGACAUGGCCGAGUUUGGGGAUGAUGCGUUUGACAACGACGAAGACUACGAGAACAACCAGGACGAUGAGCUUUACGACGGCGGCAUUGACGGUGUUCUUCACCGGCUUUUGGGCCACCUGGCGCAGACGGGACGCACCAAGUACGGCGGAGCCCAGUACUUGACGGGGGAAGCCACCCAGCAAGAAGUGCUCAGGAUGUAUUUGGUGUCGAGGAAGGUGCAGAGGUGGAUGGGAAUCCCAACGUCCAACGUUAUCCGGUCGACCGAGCAGGGUCUGCGGGAUUUCCGACGGAAGCGUACGCGGCAGAUGAUGGAGAUGGACGGCCAGGCCAACUUUGAGCGGGUGAUGAAGGGGAAACGGGUCAAGCCCAACCCGGGACAACUUGAGAUCAUCGAGGCUGCCGCGAACCGGACGACGUCGGAUUCGGUAUCGCUUGUGGUUGCGCCCACGGGGCUGGGCAAGACGGCUGCGAUUGCUGCGAUUGCCGCCGAUGUGAACGCCCGGACGUCGGUGGUGGUGGUGCCCACAGUGGCGCUUGUGUAUGACUUGGUGGACCAGCUUAACGGGUACUUUGGGAUUGUUGCGGUGGCGUUGAAUGAUGUGGCAGGGUACAACUACCGACGCCAGCACCUGGUGGUGGUGAUGACGUAUGAAUACGCUGAAAAGCGGCACGAUUUCUUCGAGAAUUUGGGCUGGUGCCUCGACGUGUGCUGGGUAGAUGAACUGCAUUACAUUUGGAAUUCUAGCAGUGCUUUCCGGGGCUCCAUCAAGGGGGGGUUGCAGCGGAUGCUCACGUACCCUUGCAAGGUGAUGUUGAUGACCGGGACGCUCGCGCUCAACGAAGAAAAGCGGCUUAUCAAGGAGUACGGGUUGAAACCCGAGCAGGUUGACACCACUGUGCGUGUGCCCAUCAAGCACCCGCACUUUGAGUACGUGUAUGAGAACAUUGACCUUACAGAGGCCGAAGAUGCUGCCGAGUUUGUAAUUGAAUGGUUACCGCGUGUUCCAGACAAGGGCAAGGUGAUUGUGUUUGCUGCCACUGUUCCCAAGUGUCUCAGAUUGCAGGAGAUUUUGAAAGCGAGGCUCCGCGACCACCCCAUCUAUACCCGUGAGUUGAGGAAAAACGAACUUUUGAAGAAAACGAACUUCGCGAGCGCUAACAAAAAAGGGGGCAAUCUGCAGGACGAUUUGGAAAAAUGCGUGAGAAUAAAGCGAACUUUCAAAACGAACUUUUUGGGUUUUAGUAGGGGGAAAGCGAACUUUUUGGAUUUCAGUAGGGGGAGAGUGGUGGUGGUCGACGGUGUGAGGUAUACAGAUAGGUCGAUGCGGCUAGGCGGUCUCACCGAUGUAUUAGUUUAUCUUUUCGUUGGAGGUUUUACGUUUUGGCGAGUGUAG